Messenger RNA from Megachile rotundata (alfalfa leafcutting bee), 2033 nucleotides. It is a transcript of the gene Eaf, whose product is annotated as ELL-associated factor. Gene Ontology annotation, molecular function: transcription elongation factor activity. NCBI's taxonomy places the organism in Eukaryota, Metazoa, Arthropoda, Insecta, Hymenoptera, Megachilidae. Gene Ontology annotation, biological process: transcription elongation by RNA polymerase II. Gene Ontology annotation, cellular component: super elongation complex. The record is from RefSeq and is a predicted model, not a curated record.
CUGUGGAAAGUUAAUUUUCGCUGAAUACAGAAAACGUUCACUACAAUGCUGUUACUCAGAAUUCGUGAACAGAUUAAUUGUCGCAUAUCUUAAGUGUGAUCAAAUUAACGAGACACUUCGCAGUUACAAUUAAAUUUUAUAAUACAUUCUCGAAUUAUCAGAUGUAUAAACCAUAAGUGUGGAUCUUCAUGAGUGCAGAUAUCUGAAUUAACUAGGUCAACGAAUUGUAUUGUGUGAGCUGUGAUUUUUCGUUCGAUUUUUCUAUAUCGUAUUACUUUGAUGAUCAUUAAUAUACAAAUUAAUGAUAAUCGUUUCCAUAUACGUAACAAAUCGAACAAAUAAGUAGAUUGUAACAGUAUAAACGAAGCAAUUUUCGAAGCAGCUGUUACUGAGAAACGCAAGUGCGCGUGUCUGCCAUAUUUUGGCAGGAAUAAUUAGUAAAGCGUACGGCACUUAAUUUAUCUGUCAAUUUUUUGUGGCUCUAGCACAUUAUAUAUUCACGGUAUCUAAAAGUGGUGAAUAAAAGUGUAACCAAUGAAAUCAGUCACUUCUGUUCCUGAAACAAAUUUCCAAGGUAUCGGGCGUGACAUGGCAGAGCGCCUUGGUUUGGGCCCUGAGAUUCGCGAACUCAAACUCGGACCAACUUUUACGAACAAUAGGUCGACAGCUUUUCAUACGUUAAAAUAUGAUUUUAAACCAGCAAGCGUAGAUGUUUCUAAAGUGGCAAGAGUUGACGUUGGAGCAAACAACACAAUGACAGUUACUGUCCCACAUUUAGAUGGUGCUGGAAUUCCUCACACGGUAUUUAGAGGUUCACAAAGACCUUAUCACAAAGAAUGCGUUUUAAUAAUUGAUAGAGUUACUGGAGAAAUUACUUUAGAAAAGUUGACAGCAAACAUACAAGUUAAAAAAACUCGAACGGAACCGAAGUCUCAGUCACAUUUAGGAGUGUCUGGAAGCAAUAGACCUAUAACUCCAGUUGAAACCAAAAGAAGUCCUACACAUGGAAGGGCAACUGGAAGAACAAAAGUUACAAGUGGAAAGAAGAGGGAACCUAGUGUUCAACUACAUCCAAAACAGUAUAGUCCACUUAGAGUUUCUCCUUAUCAUGGGAAAAGUCCACCUUCUACUUCAACUAAUUGUUCACCAGUGCAACCAUCAGUGCAACCGUCGACUUUGGCAAGUUUGCCGAUGAUUGGUUCUGAUAAUGAUGACUGUCCUUUACCGUCGUCUGGAUCAUUCCCGACUGUAAACUCUUCUGCACCUUCAAGGUCAUCUCCUGCAGCAAAUACUCAGCCUACCACAAAACCUUCUGUAACUGUAGACAGUGAUGAAGGAGCUCUCAGUGAUUCUACAUCAAGUAGCUCGAGUUCAGAUAGUUCAGACAGUGAUUCUGAUGCUGAGAAUGUCCCAGUGUUGGGAACCAAUGGACAUUUUAAUAGUACAACUUCAUCUCCCACCCUCAUUAUGCCACCAAAUAAUCUUUUAAAUGAUGAUUUGCAACUAUCAGAAUCAGAAUCUGAUAGUGAUUAAUGGGAAGAAACGAAUGGUCUGUUUAAAGUCUUUUUCGUUGAAAUGUUAUAUUUUUUCCAAGAUUUUGUUUACUAUGGUAUACUGAAAAAUCAAGGAAACUUAUUUCUGUUGCAUAUUACAAAAGGAAAUGUCCAUAGUACAUACGAAAACAUGCUCCACAUAUUUUAUAUGUACCACAGUAAGUUAUGUUAUAUAUUAUACAUACACAAUUCUUCGCUUUUUGUGCAGUAAAUAUAUGCAACACAUAAUGAAUACAAGUGGUAAUGUAGUGUAUGUACAUUUAUUUAUAAGGUAUUAGGGAUUGUACAGUUACUACUGACUAAUAUUUAGUGUAAUUAUAUGAUCUUUAUUUUCUUAUAUAUUUUAAAGGUAGAAAUCUUGCCGAAAUCUUCUACAUACUUCCUAAGAAAGUGGCAAAUGCUUUAAUUUUAAAUUGAUUCUUCAUAGUUUUAAAACCUUUAAAAUAUUUAAAUGCCAUAUCAACCAAUUGAUUUUUCACA